Molecule: messenger RNA, 423 nt
Organism: Abrus precatorius (Indian licorice)
Lineage: Eukaryota; Viridiplantae; Streptophyta; Magnoliopsida; Fabales; Fabaceae
Exons: 1
Coding region: 1-423 (140 amino acids)
Source: RefSeq, a predicted model, not a curated record
AUGAGAAGGAAAAUCCAUAACCCCACCGUUGUUCACUCUUCCGUUGUUUUGCUACAAGAGAGGUUUAGACAGUUGCAGAGAGUAAAAGAAAUGAGGAAGGAGAGAGAGCUGCUGAAAAUGCUAAGCACUGAACCUAAACAUUUGAAAAGCUCCAACCCCACCACAAAUUAUGGCCCAACAAGACAGUUUUUCCACCCUGAACUCAUCAUGCCAUCGAAGUCACCUCCCCAUGUUUCUCUUUCUCUAUGGCCAACUUCGCAGCGCAUGCAGGAUGACAAAAGAAGCAUUGUUGAGACCCCAGUCUCAAUGAACUUGCGCUCCUUAGAGUCUACACACACACAGUCCUUGAAUGCUUCAUGGAAGAACGUCUAUGAUUGGGACUCUGCCUCUGACUCUGGUGUUGAUACUUCUCUUCACCUGUAA